AUUAACGGAUAAAAGGAAAAGGAUAUCUCUCGAUUUGGUUUCCGAACGUGAAUGGUGUGAAUGAACUGUCAAAUAUUCAAUGAAGUUAGCUGCUGUCUGGAAUCCUUCCGCCAUGCUUGUGUGUGUGGAGAUGCACCAAUUCUUACGUUUGUGUGCCGUCCGUGAAAGCGGUUUUUCAAAGCUCGCGCUCGCCGUUUUCAUCGUUUGAUGCGCCGCCCGGCCGGACGCCGGUGCCAGUGGUGCAUAAUAUUUACAUUUCGGCUUCCAAAAACCCAACAUUCCACUUCCAACGUUGUCUUCAAUUAAAAAUGUUCGUAGUUAGUUCGAAAAUCGAAUGCUAACUUUUUAAUGUGGCCAGUUUAAGUGAUAAGUGUUUUAUGAUGUGCUUUCUACGAGCGGUUUUAUUCCUUUCGUUGGUUUUAUCCGGCCUCCAUGCUUCCAUUGGGUCCGAAGGUAUCGACCACCAUUCAGGACAUAGACUACACAAGCACAAGACCAACAGAAAACACCGGGCUACUAAUGAAGACCUCCACUUCGAUCCAAAACCAUUCAGUAAGAAGAUCGAGCUGAAAACACCCGGGAAAAUCCAUUGUAAAGUGGCUGGUGGGCUCUCUCCGACCGUACAAUGGUUUUUGAAUUCAGCAGAUGCGCUCCCAGAGGGCGUAAGCUCGGCGAACGGUACGCUGCACGUGGCGUUGGCUGACAAACGCCACGUUGGCAACUAUACUUGCAGAGCCACUGAUGGCAACCACACCAUCACUGCCGAGAUACACCUCGAUGUUGUUGUGUCACCAAAAGUAAUCGAGCCUCUUCCGGACACGGAAAUACAUAUUGGCGAGCGACAAUCAGCACUCUUGAACUGCCGAGCGAUCGGCGACCCGCUACCAACCACGCAUUGGGUCCGGAAUCUCACCAUUAUUAACCAAUCGCAAGAUGGCGUGGACAUCGAAGGAGGUGUGAACGCAACACACGCCAGGAUGUUGUUACUAAACAACGGCUCCCUGUGGGUUCGUUCAGCGCGGCGUGAAGACUCGGAUCGCUACGCUUGUACAGCGGGAAACGCCGCCGGUAUGGCGCGCACGGAACUAAUCCUUACUGUACAUCCAGGUAAACUUUACGCUAGUCGCUAUUUAACAACUGUUCACUAUACCGACUCGGACCGCUACGCUUGUACGGCGGGAAGCGCCGCCGGUAUGGCGCGCACGGAACUAAUCCUUACUGUACAUCCAGAGGGUUAUUACGCGGACGGCGGGAAUGAAUCCGGAGCAGGGCGAGCGGUGUUAGUGGCAGCAGGAGUUGCAGCAGGUUACAUGUUGCUGGUGUUGGUGCUGAUGCUGUAUUGCAGAAGGCGCCGGCGUGAGCGGCGUCUGCGUGGUGAAAAGAUAGAGCUAGAAAUGGCGGAAGGCCGGGAAAAGUUGGUCGAAGAAGGCGCAGACAAGCCGAAGACGAACGGAGCGCCCAACGGGAAACUGCCGCACGACAGAGACAGCGGUGCCGACACGUCCGAGGUAUCGGCGGCAUCUCGCGUUUCCCGCCGAGGAUUUGAGCACCUCGCAGCCCCGAGGACCUUACUCUCGGAGCAGAUCCCUCUAGGUCGCGGUGAGUUCGGCGAAGUGUCGCUGGCGCGCCUCGACGUGUCGGCGCUGAAGCGCGCGCGCUCGGCGACCGCUAACUCAGCGCCGCGGUUGCGCCCUGUACUAGUCAAAGCUCUGACUUCUAAGGACGAGGCGGCCGGAGCGGAAUUCCGUCGACAACUGGAACUGUUCGGGCGAGUCCGGCACGAGGGCGUGGCUCGUCUGUUGGCGCUCUGCAGCGACGCAGACCCGCACCUUAUGAUCCUUGAACACACUGACUGGCCCAGCCAUACAGACAAAACAUCCAAUUUGCCACUGAAAUUUGAAGCGGAAUUCCGUCGACAACUGGAACUGUUCGGGCGAGUCCGGCACGAGGGCGUGGCUCGCCUGUUGGCGCUCUGCAGCGACGCGGACCCGCACCUUAUGAUCCUUGAACACACUGACUGGCCAUACAGACAAAACAUCCAAAAUUUGCCACUGAAAUUUGAAGCGGAAUUCCGUCGACAACUGGAACUGUUCGGGCGAGUCCGGCACGAGGGCGUGGCUCGCCUGUUGGCGCUCUGCAGCGACGCAGACCCGCACCUUAUGAUCCUUGAACACACCGACUGGCCCAGCCAUACAGACAAAACAUCCAAUUUGCCACUGAAAUUUGAAGCGGAAUUCCGUCGACAACUGGAACUGUUCGGGCGAGUUUGGCACGAGGGCGUGGCUCGCCUGUUGGCGCUCUGCAGCGACGCGGACCCGCACCUUAUGAUCCUUGAACACACCGACUGGCGCAGCCAUACAAACAAAACAUCCAAUUUGCCACUGAAAUUUGAAGCGGAAUUCCGUCGACAACUGGAACUGUUCGGGCGAGUCCGGCACGAGGGCGUGGCUCGCCUGUUGGCGCUCUGCAGCGACGCAGACCCGCACCUUAUGAUCCUUGAACACACUGACUGGGGUGACCUGAAAACCUUCCUGCAAGCCACUACAGCGGAACAAACGGCGCAGUUCACCGGCGCUGGUGGCGCCAGCGCGGCGCCACUGUCGCCGCAGCACCAGGCCUUGCUGGCCAGCCAGCUCGCGCACGCGGCCACCGCGCUGGCCAACCAGCGGCUCACACACAGAGAUAUCGCGGCCCGCAAUUGCGCCAUCUCGUCAGCUUUACGGCUGAAACUCACAAUGGCGGCCAUGUCUCGGGGGCCAGACACCGCGCAUUACUACAAGCGACAUGAUCAGGUGAUCCCGCUGCGCUGGUUGCCAGCCGAGGCGGCUUUAGAAGGCGAAUACUCGGCCAAGUCUGACGCGUACAUGUUCGGAGCCACAGUAUGGGAGAUCUAUACUAAAGCAGAGCUACCGUUUGCGAAGCUGAAUGACAACUCGGUUUUGGAGCGGUUAAAGAGCGGGACCCUCGAGUGGACGGUCCCGGCUUCGAUGCCCGACGCGCUUGCUGAAUUACUGAAACGGUGUUGGAGCAACUCCCCAUCAGAGCGGCCGCAGUUCGAAGCCAUCUGUACCGAGGUAGACGCAGUAUUACAAGCGGUAACCGCCGCCGAAACUACACAGGAAAACAGCCCUUAA
This is a messenger RNA of Cydia amplana, 3134 nucleotides long. RefSeq names its product tyrosine-protein kinase-like otk. Gene Ontology annotation, molecular function: ATP binding; transmembrane receptor protein tyrosine kinase activity. The record is from RefSeq and is a predicted model, not a curated record. The transcript is spliced from 23 exons. The coding region runs from base 378 to 3134 and encodes 918 amino acids. Gene Ontology annotation, biological process: protein phosphorylation. NCBI's taxonomy places the organism in Eukaryota, Metazoa, Arthropoda, Insecta, Lepidoptera, Tortricidae.